CUAGACCUCCGGAGGCGGAGCAGGUCCGGAGCGGCGGCGUCUUCUCUGAGACUGGGUUUGAAUUUGUGCGCCUGACCCUGUGCGGCAGGUCAUUAACACCCUGCUCCCCUUGUGCAAAGAGCAAGGCGGGGGUGGGGGGCCUGCCAUCGCCCCUCUGAGCACUGCAGGGAUGAAAUCUCUUGAAAUAUAAGAAGCCUUUGGUCAACAUGGACAACAAAAGACAGCGAGCCCGUGUGCAGGGAGCCUGGGCUGGUCCUGCUAAGAGCCAGGCCAUUGCUCAGUCAGUUAGCACUGCUAAGAACCAUGCCCACCAGAAGACUGGUCAGUCCUGGAUGAACAAGGAGCCUCAUCCCUCUGACAGACAGUUUGUGUUCAAAGAGCCCCAGCAGACACUACGUAGAGUCCCAGAGCCACGAGUGAUUGACAAAGAGGGUGUGUAUGAAAUCAGCCUGUCACCCACAGGAAUAUCUCGGGUCUGUCUGUAUCCUGGCUUUGUUGCUUUAAAGGAAGCCGACUGGGUACUGGAACAACUUUGUCGAGAUGUUCCCUGGAAACAGAGAAUCGGCAUCAGAGAGGAUGUAACUUACCAGCAACCAAGACUUACAGCAUGGUAUGGCGAACUUCCUUACACUUAUUCAAGAAUCACUAUGGAACCAAAUCCUGACUGGCAUCCUGUGCUGCUCACAUUAAAGAGCCAAAUCGAGGCGAACACUGGUCACACCUUCAACUCCUUGCUGUGCAAUCUUUACCGGAAUGAGAAGGACAGCGUGGACUGGCACAGUGAUGAUGAGCCCUCGCUGGGGAAGUGUCCCAUCAUUGCUUCACUCAGUUUUGGUGCCACGCGUACUUUUGAGAUGAGAAAGAAACCCCUACCAGAAGAGAGUGGAGACUACACAUACAUGGACAGAGUGAAGAUACCCUUGGAUCACGGGACCUUGUUAAUCAUGGAAGGAGCGACACAAGCUGAUUGGCAGCACCGAGUACCUAAAGAGUACCACUCCAGAGAACCGAGAAUAAACCUGACUUUCCGGACAGUUUAUCCAGACCCCAGAGGGGUGUACUGAUGGGGUGAGGGCUUUAAGAAACCAUGCUGAGACUGAGGAAACCACCUGUCGUGAAGAAGCUUCGAGAUUCUGGGUCAUCCCGAUCUUGCUGUGUGUGACUGUUUGGAAGAUAUAGGUGGAAUUUGCUUCCUGGCCCAGAGUCCCAUUAACUGACAUCCAGCAGUUUAUGUUCACAGUAUGUUUGCUCUGGGAACAGGAAUCCCUAAUCUCAUCUUGGAAUCACCUAUUUUCUGUCGACAAAUUAAAUACUGCUGUGGCUCUGCUUCGGGUUUUUCUCCUGCCCCCCUCUGCUUUAUAUGAAGGAAUAUGAAUGGACUUUGCCUCUGGGGGUAGAUCUGCACGUGUUUGUCCCUUGUGACUUUAUCGAAGUGGAGAUAUAUAAAUAUGGGUCAGUGACUCUGGAGCCUUCCAGAGGCAGACAGCUGCUGAAACCCACACAGAGGUAGUUUCUCGGGAUGUUGUUGAAGUCCACCUGACAAGGUGUGAAACCUGGCUUGUGUGCUGUUGUCAUGAAAAGCUGCAUAUUCUGGGAGCACUUUAUUUAACUUUAUUGACUUUAUUGAGUCUCCUUCCCUGUCUGUCAUUCUUCCUAGACACACUCAGACAGUUGGUAGGCCUCUCAAUAAAGAGUGAAGGCAUCAUUCCUCCAACACGGCCAACUUCUAGAAGAAAUCACCUGAGCUGCUUGUAAUACUAGAGCAAACUGUCCCCUCAGAGGCAGCAGCCAUUGAAUGAUGACACGAGAAGUAGGCUGAAAUUUAGACUGAGGAGCAGCAAGUGACAGCUGUUCCACAAAGAUUAGUUUCCCCUGGAGAAUGGCUUGUGUCAUUUAAACUCAAGCCAGAGAAAAAGGAACAGUCCAUCAGGGAAUUGACCAGUUACCUAAUAGUUCUCUUCAUCCUCCAUUUUAGAUUUCAGUAACCCCAUGAGUAAGACUUUUUUUUUUUCCUCCUUUCUGAGUCAAUGUUCUCUUCUGCACUGGUGUUUGUGAUUCAGGGGUUAGUCUGUGAUGUCACCAAGGUUCCCAAAACAGAACACAUAAGGCUCCCCCUUAUUGCAUCAUUGAAGCAUGUGUCUUCUUGACCUCUUGGUUUAGGAGCAGUGUGCCAGAUUAAUGGCUGACCAAGGACAGAAAACUGGAGGGAAUGAAAAGGGAUUAAAUGGAAGAAAACAGGGCAUGGGAAUUAGAGUUUCCUUCGCUGCCUCUGGGGAAAUUUUACAGAGCCUUUUGGAUUUUUUUUUUUCAAAGUUUUAUUUCAUAUGAAAUGGAAAGAAUUGGGGGGGCCUGGGGAGAGACAGAGUACUACUCUGUUGCCUCUGGUGCUAGGGUUGAACUGGAAGUCUCAGACAUGCAAGUCCUAAGCCCUGCUAGCUGAGUUCUUUCCCCUGGCCACUAUACUUUUUGCUUUUGACCUUUUGUACUUUUCCACGCUGUAAGAUUAAUGACGUCUCCCCCGUCAUGGUGAAGUACCAGAGGCUGAGUAGGCUUUCCGUCAGCAUGCAGAUGUACUGCCAUGCCUGGCCAGCUGUACUCUCGUACCAGCACUCUUACACUGGAGUCUCUUUCCUCUUCCGGUUUUUUAAACAUUGCCACACAUGUAUAGCUCCUUUCUAUCAGAAAUACUCCUCUGUCAGAGCUGAGCAUCACAGUAAGCCUUUCUACGAGGGAAGUACAAAUCACCAUAGAAAUGAAAUAAAGCCUUUAUUUAAUGCCUA
Molecule: messenger RNA, 2780 nt
Organism: Erinaceus europaeus (western European hedgehog)
Lineage: Eukaryota; Metazoa; Chordata; Mammalia; Eulipotyphla; Erinaceidae
Gene: ALKBH3
Product: alkB homolog 3, alpha-ketoglutarate dependent dioxygenase
Exons: 11
Coding region: 207-1064 (285 amino acids)
Biological process (GO): DNA repair; DNA alkylation repair
Cellular component (GO): nucleus
Molecular function (GO): dioxygenase activity
Source: RefSeq, a predicted model, not a curated record